Molecule: messenger RNA, 1760 nt
Organism: Lindgomyces ingoldianus
Lineage: Eukaryota; Fungi; Ascomycota; Dothideomycetes; Pleosporales; Lindgomycetaceae
Product: alpha/beta-hydrolase
Exons: 2
Coding region: 42-1760 (572 amino acids)
Source: RefSeq, a predicted model, not a curated record
UCGCCACCCAUCCAUAAUAUCCUCUAUCUUCCACUAUAACCAUGAGGUGCAACACAUGGUUACUUGCUCUCGUCGCCACGCUGGUUCCCCCAGGAGCCUCCACCCCUCUCUCAGCCCCCAACGUCACUGCCACAGCAUCUGUCCUGCUCCCUGCCGGUACUGUCAUCGGCACCGUGGGUGAUGAUGGCGUCGAAUAUUUCCGUGGAAUUCCCUUUGCCCAACCGCCAACCGGCUCUCUCAGACUGAAGCCCCCAGUACGCCUUCAAAGUUUCGAUUCUGGCUCGGUUGAGGCCACUGGUGUCGGCCCCGCAUGUCCCCAAAUGACAGCAAUAGACGCUACACCACUCUUGCUCGAUGUGCUUGCUUUGCCCGACGUCCAGGGGACUCUGUUCUUUGGGUCAACAUUGGGCGACGAGCGUGAGGACUGCCUCACCAUCUCGGUCAUGCGACCAAAAGGCACGCGUGCUGCGAUUGAUGCGAAGCUGCCUGUUCUCUUCUAUAUAUUUGGCGGAGGCUUCGAGACGGGUAGCCCGCAAAUGUACAAUGGGUCGGUGCUGAUUCCCGAAUCGGUAGCCCAGGGCAAGCCGAUGAUUUUUGUGGCUGUCAAUUAUCGCCUCGGGGCCUUUGGGUUUCUUGGGGGGAAUCAGGUGUUGGAGGAUGGGGCUGCUAAUCUGGGCCUGCUUGACCAGCGUAUGGGUCUGGAGUGGGUAGCAGAUAACAUUGCAGCUUUUGGAGGUGAUCCUGAUGCUGUUACAAUCUGGGGUCAGAGCGCUGGUGCGAUGAGUGUUUUUGAUCAACUUGCACUAUUUGACGGCGACAACACCUACAAAAACCGUUCCUUGUUCCGAGGGGCAAUCAUGAAUAGCGGCAGCAUCACACCAACUGAGCCAGUAAACGGCGUAAAGGCCCAGGAGAUCUUUGACAAGGUGGUCGAAACGGCGGGGUGCGCUUCAGCCGCGGAUUCAGCUAAACUUGAGUGUCUGCGAGGACUCGACUACGAUACCUUCGUAACUGCAGCGAACAGUGUCCCCGCAUACCUGGGCUACAAUUCCCUUGCUUUCAGUUAUGCUCCGCGGCCAGACGGUCGUAUUCUCACUGCUAGCCCCGAAGAUCUUGCCCAGAAAGGGAAAUACGCAGCAGUCCCAAUGAUCAUCGGCAAUCAGGAAAAUGAGGGAACGAUAUUCGCUCUAUUUCAAUCUAACAUCACCACCGAAGCUGCAUUGGUCUCUUACCUCAACGAUGUAUUCUUCCACAACGCUAACCGGGAUGAGAUUGAGGGCCUCAUCGCCACCUAUCCCAACAACCCCGACAGUCCAGACGGCAUAGGCGCAUCGAAUGAUACUUACCCAGAGUUUAAGCGGCUCGCUGCUGUCCUGGGCGACUGGGAAUUUACUUUCAUGGCUCGGCUGCUUUUGCAAACAUUCCCCGCAACGGUUCCAGCGUGGUCCUACCUAGCGACAUACGAAAGUGGGACCCCGAUCCUUGGGACCUACCAUGCCACGGACCUACCUCACAUAUACUACGAAACCAGUAAUGUCAGCAGGUCUAUUCAGGAUCUGUACAUCUCGUUUGUAGAUUCUUUAGACCCUAACAAUUAUGCGCCCAGCACUCCUAGCGGGUACUUGAGUCCUUGGCCCACAUGGCAGGAGAAGAAGCAAUUGCUGGAGCUUGGAGCUCAAUCUACUUAUUUGAUAGAUGACAAUGCUAGGGCCGCUAGCUUUGAGUACAUCCGCACCCAUUUAGAGACUUUGCGCCUAUAG